Molecule: messenger RNA, 202 nt
Organism: Acaulospora colombiana
Lineage: Eukaryota; Fungi; Glomeromycota; Glomeromycetes; Diversisporales; Acaulosporaceae
Source: the annotation of a GenBank genome assembly
CACUAAUGAUAUCGAGGAGUACAAUGCAAAUUGUUGGCUGAUGAGUCCACCAUGUCAACCUUAUACGAGGGGAGGCAAAGGAUUAGACGAUCAGGAUCAAAGAGCGAAAGGAUUGCUUCAUUUAAUUCAUGUUUUGUCCGAAUUAUCGAUUCCUCCGGAAUACAUUUUUCUUGAGAAUGUUUUAAAUUUUGAGGCAAUAUAA